AUGGAGAAACAUCCAGUCCAACCGCUUGUACAGCGUGUAAUUUUGGAUCGCGAGGUUGAUCCAUCGAGUUCGCUUUGGUCGCUCACCGAAUAUUGUGUGCGAUCGCGUGAUAUUACCUUGGAUGGAACUCAAACUGGAGAGGAUCAUAAAACUACAAUUGUAGACCUUACACCAGUAACAGGCAAGACCCACCAGCUUCGACUGCACAUGCAGCAUCUAGGACAUCCUAUUCUAGGCGACUCAUUGUACUCUCCAGAGCUGGUAUAUCACCGCGCCUCGCGUCUAUGUUUACAUGCUGCGGAGCUGUCAUUUACCCACCCAGUUACAAACGAGCGUAUGAGUUUCAAAAGCUUGUGCCCCGCUGACUUUUUCACCACCAAGGCAAACGAAAGUGCCAUGAAUGAACGACCUUCUGUGCCUGCAAAACCAAUACAAGGCUGA
Peronospora belbahrii is the source of this 441-nucleotide messenger RNA. NCBI's taxonomy places the organism in Eukaryota, Oomycota, Peronosporomycetes, Peronosporales, Peronosporaceae. The record is from the annotation of a GenBank genome assembly.